UCUCCCUCACUAAGUGACGGCCGAAGAGUUUAUUUGCCUUUUCCUCUUCCGCAGGGAACUGUUCGCCUUCGCCCCUUCGGUUGGAAGAGACUGCUAAAUCCGGGCGGGCUACAAGGCCCCCCGCGACGCCGCAGAGCGCGGGGAAGUGACGGGUUGGGCGUUUUGCGGCUGUAGCUUCGCACGGUGCGCUAGCGACGGCCCUCCCCCCGCCCUCUACACGCAGGCACCCUCCUCCCCCUUUUUGGACCUGGGACAGGAUCUCGGUGGCUUCGGGGAUGGCCGGGCCGAAGUCCCGGGAAUGAGCCACCGGCGCGAGGGAAAGCGGGAGAAGCCUCCUCCUCCUCUUCCUCCCUCUGCCAGCGGGCGGGUGUAAACAGGAGGCUGCGGGCAGCGAACGGCUUCUCCUCCGGCUGGAGAGAAGGGGGAAGAGAAGGAGACAGAGAAGAGCUGUGGCAGGAUGUCUUCUAUAGUGACACCUCUAGUGAGGUUCUCCACGUAUGACAAUGCCACCUACCCACCUUCUACCACAUUAGUGGCGCCGUUGGAUAAUGUAACUUCUGCACCCCUGACAACUGCACGGGCUGACGUCAACAUUACUGUGCCACACAAAUGCUUGUUGUUGUUGUAUGAAGACAUUGGGACAUCCAGGGUCCGUUACUGGGACCUUCUGCUGCUGGUUCCCAAUGUGCUUUUCUUUGCGUUUCUCCUCUGGAAGCUGCCCUCUGCCAAGGCCAAAAUCCAUGCCACCUCCAGUCCCAUCUUCACCACCUUUUACAUACUGGUGUUUGUGGUAGCUGUGGUUGGGAUUGCUCGAGCGGUUGUCUCCAUGACAGUCAGCGCUUCCACUGCCGCUACGGUUACUGACAAGAUCCUGUGGGAAAUCACAAGAUUCUUCCUUCUGGCUAUUGAACUGAGCAUGGUGAUUCUGGGCCUUGCAUUUGGUCGUUUGGAGAGCAAAUCCAGUGUUAAGCGGGUAUUGGCUAUCACCACAGUGCUGUCAUUGGCCUACUCUGUCACCCAGGGAACUCUGGAGAUCAGUUAUCCUGAUGCCAGGCUCUCUGCAGAAGACUUCAAUAUCUAUGGUCAUGGAGGAAGGCACUUUUGGCUUGCAAGCUCCUGUUUCUUCUUUCUGGUUUAUUCAAUGGUGGUGAUGCUUCCAAAAACUCCCUUGAAAGAUCGUAUUUCCCUGCCUUCUAGGAAGAGUUUCUAUAUCUAUGCUGGGAUUCUUGCUGUGCUGAACCUGGUGCAGGGCAUUGGUAGUGGUCUGCUCUGUGCAGGUAUCAUAGAAGGACUGUGCUGUGUUGAUGCCACCACCUUCCUCUAUUUCAGCUUCUUUGCUCCACUCAUUUAUGUGGCGUUCCUGAAAAGUUUCUUUGGUUCCGAGCCAAAGAUCCUCUUCUCCUACAAAUGCCAGGUGGAUGAGCCCGAGGAUGUUGAUGUGCACCUCCCGCAUGCCUAUGGUGUGGCCAAGAAAGAAGGCCUGGAUUCCAGCUUUUACUCCAGCACUCAGAUUGACACUGCAGCGUACUUGGAUGAUGUUGCUUCCAUGCCUUACCACGUGGGCAGCAUCAACAGCAUUGACAGUGACCGCUGGAAAGCCAUCAACUCUUAAAGGCGAUCCUUUGGAAGGAUGGGUCUCUCUUGCAGCCUUGCAGCUCCAUCAUCAGUUCCCCUUUUGGGACUCUUCAGUGUGUCGCCUUCUCUUUCCUUCAAGUAUUUUUUUUAAAAAUUAAUCUUGAACGGAGCAUAAAAAUCAGUCUUCCCAGGACAAUAGCUCUUACCUUCGUAGGAGAACAAACCAGAUCAGUUUCUAAAUGCUGAAUCUUCGUGUCCUUGAGCGUUCCAUGUGCACAUGGUUGGACAUGGCUGCAACAUUUUCUUGGUGAUAAGCCACACAUGCAGCUAGGAAGUCUUGGCUGCUCUUGUAUAGCAUUAUAUAUAGAUAGCUAUAUAAUACAUUAUUUGCAUUCUAUUUUUUAUUUUAUUUUUUUGGCUUCGAGUAACUGUAGGAAGGUGGGACUGCUCCCCACACCUUCAACAGCUGCAGUUUGGUGGGAAUUGUAGGGUGAGAGAAGUCCACACAGGCUUCCUGAUAGAAAGAACACUUAAGAAUGAACUGCUAAAUGUUUCCAGAAUUCUUCACAGGGAAUCUGGGAGCAAGUGUGUGCUUGUGUGUGUGCAUUGUAAUAUAUAUAUAUAUAUAUACAUGCGCUGACUUUCGAAGAAGAGGGCAGAAAAGCAGCCAGCUGGGAAAUGUCUUGGUGGAACUUGUUGCUGUGCAACUAAACGACUGUGACUGGCUGAGAAGGAGCUGUGAGUUGCAUACACUGUAUAUGGUCUGAGUUUUUAGAACAAAAACUUAGCCAAGCAAAGAGCUUAUAGAACGAGGAUCUGCUUAUGUGAUAGAGUUUUAAAUGGGUCCUGAGGAGAAGUGGAGGCAGAGUGUUGAGAGUUGUGGUUCAAAUGGGCAGUUCCAAAAAACUGGCCCAUGGGAUAGGACAAGGCAGAAGAUGAAUGGGAAAUGAUCUGGUAGUCUGUGUGUGAGAAAUUCUGAGCGAUGCUUGGGAUGGCACCAAAGUGGAAAACAGGGUUGGAUGUCUAGUGUGAAGGAGGGCUGUUGGACUCUGUGCCUUGGAUUCAAGCUCUGUCCAGUAUACCUUUAAGACCAGGUGAUACUUCCUUGAACUUAGCAUGAGGUUCAUUCAUCUCUUCUGCACUGAAGAGAAUGUCACGCCGAAGACAUAGCUGGCUGGUCCCCUGACAGUGGUGGUAGUAGCUGAUCUUCAGGGUCUUCCGAGGUCAGCAGUGAAGGAAGUUUAUCCCAGGCAUAGGCAAACUCGGCCCUCCAGAUGUUUUGGGACUACAACUCCUAUCAUCCCUGACCACUGGUCCUGUUAGCUAGGGAUGGUGGGAGUUGUAGUCCCAAAACAUCUCAAGGGCCGAGUUUGCCUAUGCCUGGUUUGUGGUUUAUCCUUUAGGAAUAGUGAGGGUGUUCUAUGCAGGAGGCAGACCCAUUCUAAUGGAGAAAGUUGGCUUCACCUUGUAAGACAGAAUGGGAGAAUUGGAAAAUGAUAAAAACCUGCUUUUGAAGCACAUGCAUUUUGUGUGCAUAGCUUAUAUUGGAAUCAAUGUUUUCUCAUUUUCAUGUUUUUAUUACUAAAUGCAAAAAUGGGAACACUUACCCUUGUGCGAAAUGCUGGAACAUUUGCCUGAACAGAGGUUGAUCAGGAGGCAAAUGUAGUUACAGUCAAUAAAAUCCCAAAUUCUAAGGCUGAGAAAGCAAAAACACCCGGAAAAUGCACAGAGGUUUCUUUACUUUCUUUACUUUUGUUUGCUGCUACCAUUUUGGGAUUGAUUUUAGCACCCAAUGUGCAAGGUGCAGAUGACCAAAGCACACAUCCUUGGAGGAAAGUGGCUUUGGAAUUAAUAGGACAUGUUUUCAAGUAAACCUCUCUAGAAUGAAGGUGCAUACAGGAAAAACUAUUCGGCUUCCUUUUCCUCCCCCCCCCAAUAUCUUGAUUUUUAUAACAACAACAACAACCAAAUAUUCCUCGAAUUUUGCCACACCUGGCCUUGGUCUCUUUCAGCCUGCCAGCUCUGUUCUCCAGGUUGCUGUCCUCCAGGUUGCUGUUGCUACCCCCAUCCCUCUCGCUGUGGAGGCUGCUGUGAUUCAGUCGAUGGCGUGGGGCUGUGGCGGCCCGCCGGGUGGGGCUGAGGGGGCGUGCGGCUGCAUGUCCUGUCACCUGUGGGUAGCUGCAGCGGCGUAGCUAGCAAACCCGAAGGCACUCCGUGGGAGGGGGUGUCCAUUGCAUGCAUGCGUUGCAUGUCAUGACUCAUGCGUCAUGACGCACGAUGCAUACACGCACAGGAGGGAUACGGCGUCCGGCAGGCCUCUCCCUCUGGCCCUCUCUCUGCCCGUCCUUACUGCCCUCCGCCGGCAGCGCAGCCCUCGCACGCCUCCACGAUGGCCCUGAAGAAAGCCAGGCGGCGGGAGAGCAGGAUCAGCCCCUGCGGAGUCAGCCAGCGCAAAUUGGCUGUGAGGAGAACCGCCUCGAGUGCGGUAAGGACAGGCGGAGGGAAGGCCAGAGGGAGAGGGGGAGGCCUGCUGGACUCUGUAUCCCUCCUGUGCGGGCAUGCGUCAGCUACGCUGCUGGCACCUAGGCCUUGCCUCCACGUGGGCGGCAAGGGGCGCUUGCUCAGCCUCCAUGCAGCUCCCCCACUCGCUGGGGCGCCCCCCGAGGGGCCGGCGCCUGGAGGGUUUGCCGCGGCGCUGGGUGGCGGAUGGCUACGCCCCUGCAGCCAGGACAUUGGGGCUUUUCCUCAGCGGUGGCCGCGUUGUGUGGCAACGGCGGCGGCCAUCAGAGGUGGUCACUCCUGUCCAGCCUGCUGCCCCCCGCCCCCCAUUACUACGCCACUGGGUAGCUGUGGGCAGGCAGCCCAUUGAGGGAUCCCGCCCCUGGGAGCUUCUUGUUUCGGUUUCGGUGGGUGGGCCGAGCCGCUGGGGUGUUCGCUUGUGGAGUGCAAAGGUGGAGGGGUGCGCAUGGCGGUGGAGUCUGCUGCUGCUUUGUCCAGGGAGGCAGGGGCACUGAUGACAAGCUGCAGCAGGUACUGUCAUCUGCUAGAACCUCCUCCUCUACAUCUCCUCCUCCCUGGCUGCAGAUGGUGGCGAUGGACGCCAUGGAGUCCACGGGAUCCUGCGGCUGAUGCGUUGCCUUUCCUAGGCGAGAUGAUGGCUGUUCCUAUCCAAGCUGGGCAAAGUGCACUGCAAGCAUGGCCUCGGGGAUGUUGUGGAAUGGUGGGAGGGUGCCCGCUGGUUGGUCGUCUUCUUGAUACGAAGAAGAAACUAUAUAGAAAGAAGUUGGAAAAAUAACAAAGUCCAAAUCCCUCUCCCGUUGGCAGGGAUUAGAUGAGCGCAUGAUGUCAUCCACUCCAGGAUAAUGGUGUUCAGCAAAAUGGCAUUGAGCCCCUUUUCCUUGUUGAUAAAACAUCCCUUCCUCCUCAUGGCUUGAAACUUGAGCUGUUUGUGAUUUUUCUGCUGCCAAGCCACAUCAGGAUUUAAAAGGCAACAAGAUCCUUGACUUCACUUUUAAGACUUUAAAAACUACUUUUAAAGAAAUACAUGUUUAAUUAUAUCUCUGUUUUGGAUGAGUUGUGAAUGCAGAUCAAGAAUUGUUGUGGUAGAAACCCGCACUUUGCCUUUAGUUUUUGUCUACUGCCCAGGUUAGCCUUUUCUUAGUGUUGUUUGAAUUUGACACAACCAUUCAUUCAGACUUGCUGCUAUUAGCUGCAUAGACAUCUCACCAUGGAGGUAACAAAUGUACUGUGUAGUUUAGGCUUCCGUAAUGCUUAUGGCACUAGUCAUACCCCAACAUAUGAUGCCCCAAAUUCGACAAAGAGGCAGUCGUGGGAGCUGUGAUGUGACCUUAAUGUUAUCCAGUCUUUUGAAAUAACAUGCUUGGCUGGUGCCGUAGCUUCUUUGCUUUCUGUGAAAGGCGAGAAAGGCAAUCUCAAUUGGCUGCAGAGCAAAUGCUGGCGAAGAUGUCAUAUAAGACAAUGAUGUCAUACAAUUAAUGCUGCCCUCCCUCCAAAUAAAAAAUAAAAAAAUACUCAGCUGGAAUUAUAGAUGCUGUCUGCAUGAUGGUUAAAUACUGCUAACCAGCCAAAGUUGGGACCCUUGGAAACGAACAUGUCUUUUAAUUUCCAUGGAUCCCCUAUAGUUUCAUAUAAAAAGUGUGCUGUACACCUAGUCCAUCAAAUUAAAAAAAACUCCUGAACAUGGGCUCCUUUGGUGAUGUGAAUCAGGAUGAGGCUGUAUUUGAGUUACAGUACUGUGUUUGCUGUAUUAGCGAUUUAUAUCAAAUGCUGGCCAAUCAGUGAGCUGUGAUCAGAUCUUCCAUCACAGAAUGGUCCCUGCCUCCUUUUCACUGACAUUUUAAGCACCUCCUCUGUACAUCCCACAUUGUACUUUGCUGCUGAGGAGUAUCUGCACUAAGUGAAGGAACUGCCUCCUUACAAGCCUUGUGAUCUAUGUGUGUAUAUAUAUAUAAAUAUAAAAACGCCUCCCUGUUGAGCACACAGUAUUGUCCAUGAGCAGACAAAUGUUUGUGUGCCCCUGGGUGUGUACACAUGGCAUGUACCAUGUGAUGUUGGAACAGAGAUUAAAAAAAUAGAGUAAUGUAUAUUUUUGUCUGUAAAAUAAAUGAACUUUGACAUAAAUUAAGGUAUCCUUUCUCUCCUGAUAGAGGCUGUGUAUAUGUGUUCUUGCAUUUUUGCACUAUUUGUUUUCUACAGAGCUAAAGAACCUGAUCAAUAACAAAAUGCUCCGAUUCUGAGGAAAAGCAAAGAACUGUUGUGUGUGUUUGGUUUUUUCCUUUAUCUGGCUAGGUCUUAGAAGAGCAGAAGUGAUAAGGAUUCCCACCCCCAGUAGUUCAGCAUAACUCACUAGCAGUCUUACACCCACUUACUUUACUUCUGAGUAGGCAGGUAUAGGAUUUUGCUGUUAAGUCACCUGAUUGAAGUUGUUGACUUUGAAGGAUGAUUUGUAAGGAACAAAUUUUUAGAAAUAUUAUAAUUAUUAAUAAAGUUAUGGUACCUCCUUUAUUUUUAGUUCCAAGAUGUAUCUUGGCUUUUUCUUUUUCUUUGUAGCCUUCAGGUUUGCUCGUUGUUGCCAUCCUAUGACUAUUGGAAUAAAACAGUGUUGCCACUGCCAUUUACUUGAUUUGACUAUAACCGUACCUCCAUAAAUCACAUGAAUUGCAUUUGCUGAGUGUGAAAUUCAGUGGCAGGUCAGAGCAAAUGCCAGUCUUCAGUGAUUUUUAUCAGGAAUGGUAUCCAAGCUCUCAGCAGGUUGAUGUGAUGACAUUACAUCAUCCAGAAACAAUGCAUUAAUCGGGGCUUGAUGUAAAUUGGGGGUCCACAGUCCCACUUGUCACACUCAUAGCUAGUAUUCUGCUCCUCCAUCCCCUCUUGCAAGCCUGGCAAGCUGCAAGUGUCCUAGAGAUAAGGUUAGGACUUGUUCUCAUGCUGUACUUCUGAAGCACAUGGAACACCAUGGAACCCACAGCACAAUCCCAGGAAUUAUCUCUGCCCUGUACCAUGUUUGGAGCUGGAAAAAAAGGAUUGUGCUUUUUGGAUGUGCCCAUGGAGUGUGGAGCCUGAAUCAAGUUUUGAGUUGCCUGAGUGCUUCUCAGGCAAUUUGGGGGAAAUUGAACUGGGAGCUGAUCUUGAACUACUUGGUAUUUGGGGGAAUAAAUCAAGGUGAAUUUAUUGAGAUAUGAUUCAGGGGUAAUGAAUGCAGAUACUUGAAGAGGGGCACUGAACUGAUUUGACACAAGAUCUAUUGGAAAAUUAGCUGGGCACUGCUGAAUUGAAAAUGAACUGAUUGGGGGAAGGAUACAAAUUAAAGAAUUUAUCAAAGGUGAUUUAGAUGGGAAAUUAGUUGCCUUGCCGCUUUGGACAUUCAUAUUCUAAAUCUGUAGCUAUACAUCUAAAUAAACUCAUUUAAAUUCGUGGCGAUAUGCCCAUGCCCCAGAUUUUUUAAGCUCCUGGCAGCACCACUCAGGUGUUGCAUUAUAAAUGAUCCAACAGAAUAGUCUUUUAUUACGGGAGAAAUUUAUAUUUAAAAAAUGUACAAUUGACCAAAAGGACAGAAUUUUUCCAUUUCAUGUAGGGAUAAUUACUAGGCAGCAACAAUAUCUGCUUUUGGAAAUUUUUGGGCUCAAAGUCCUAAAUCUAAAGUUUUGCUUAGGCCUGUAUAAGGGCUUGAGCUAAACGAGGGUUUCUCAAGCUUGGGUCUCCAGCUGUUUUUGGACUACAACUCCUAUCAUCCAUCAUGGAUGAUGGGAAUUGGAGUCCAAAAACAGCUGGAGACCCAAGCUUGGGAAACCCUGAGCUAAACCAAAGGUUAUAUUGAUUUCACCCACACUCUUUGAACUGCUGCCUCCACCAAGAAGGAGACCCUGCUUAGGAAGUUGCUGCAUACCGAGUCAGACCAUUGGUGCAUUGAGCUUGGUAUUAUAUUGUCCACAUGGAGUAGCAGCAACCUCUCAGGGUUUCAGGAAGGGGACAUUCCCAGUCCUACUCAAAGUUGCCUGGGAUUGAACAUAGGAUCUCUAUGAUAUGAGUUUUGGCCUUGAGUUUUUAAAUUCCCCUCAGUCUCGGAAACAGUUUGCCAUGAGGCAUUGAGGGUCUGUUUGAUGGGAGGAGGGAAAUCCUAAACCCUUGUUG
Messenger RNA from Zootoca vivipara (common lizard), 8226 nucleotides. RefSeq names its product transmembrane protein adipocyte associated 1 (gene TPRA1). Gene Ontology annotation, biological process: G protein-coupled receptor signaling pathway. Gene Ontology annotation, molecular function: G protein-coupled receptor activity. The record is from RefSeq and is a predicted model, not a curated record. NCBI's taxonomy places the organism in Eukaryota, Metazoa, Chordata, Lepidosauria, Squamata, Lacertidae. Gene Ontology annotation, cellular component: plasma membrane.